UGACCUCGUGGCUUAUGUGACAGCUUUUACUUUCUGCUUUUUUAAUUCCUGAUACACACAUUUUUUUUUGCUUUAUUUUAAAAAGACACACAACCCCUUUUUACCUGUAAAUAUGGCAAAGAACAAUGGAAAGAACAAAAAGACAGCACCCAAGGUGGUAGCUGAGGAGGAACAGCAUGUCAAAAAUGAGGAGAAAUAUUUGCGUGUGCAGUCCGAUGCCGCUUCGACCAAAAAAAUUGCUGACAAAAAGUUGAAGGCAAAAAUUACACGACAGGAAAACCAAAGUCUUUCGGCUGCCCGUGCAGCUGCUAGAGCUGAAUUAUUGUUACAAGAAGAAGGCGGUUUCCUCGAAGCCGAAGGCAUGGAAAAGACUUUUAAGUUUAGACAAGAUCAAAUCUUUGACAGUCUCGAUGUCAAUUCAGCAAGCAAGAUCUUUUCGCUCGACUUGCCUCAAUAUGGCCCUUAUGCUAUUGACUACACUAGAAACGGUCGUCAUUUACUAAUUGGUGGUCAUAAAGGACAUAUUGCCGGUUUCGAUUGGCAAACAGGUGGACUUCAUUUUGAAACUCAUGUUCAAGAAACAGUGCGUGAUGUUACAUGGCUUCACAAUGAAACCAUGUUAGCUGUAGCACAGAAGAAAUACGUUUAUAUUUAUGAUAAAUCUGGACUCGAAGUUCAUCGCCUUACCCACCACACCUAUGUCGAUAAACUCGAAUUCUUGCCCUAUCACUAUUUACUCAGUUCGAUUGGUAGUAAUGGAUAUUUGAAAUACCAAGAUACAUCAACUGGACAACUCGUAGCCGAAAAACGUACUGGACUUGGACCUUGUAACACUAUGACACAAAAUAGAUUCAACGCCGUCAUCCAUUUAGGCCACCAGAAUGGUACAGUAACACUUUGGUCUCCCUCUAUGUCUUCAUCCUUAGUGAAAAUGCAAUGUCAUCGUGGACCCGUUAAGGCAAUGGCAGUGGAUAAGGGUGGUCAUUAUAUGGCUACAUCAGGCGCAGAUGGUCAAUUAAAGAUUUGGGAUAUUCGUACUUACGGUUGUCUUCAAGAAUACUAUACACCUCGUACUGCCACCUCUUUGGAUAUUUCAGAUACAGGGUUAUUAAGUGUUAGCUUUAAUACUUCUGUACAAGUGUGGAAAGAUGCCUUUAGAACGAAACAGCAAUCACCUUACAUGUCUCAUACUGAAAAUGGAAGCGUUAUUAACGAGGUUAAAUUUGUGCCCUUUGAAGAUGUAUUGGGUGUGGGUCAUCAAAAGGGUAUCUCUAGUUUGGUUAUUCCUGGAGCAGGUGAAGCCAAUUUCGAUGCUCUUGAGGCUAAUCCUUUCCAAACUAAGAAACAAAGACAAGAGACUGAAGUACACACAUUGUUGGAUAAACUUCAACCUGAUAUGAUUGUAUUGGAUCCUACUCAAAUUGGUAAGAUCAACAAAUUGACAAAGGCAGAAGUUUUGAAGAAACGCGAAGAGGAACUUGAAGCAAAAUCAGACAAUAAACCCGGAAAAGAUAAGAAGAGAAUGAGAGGUAGAAAUUCCGCAUUAAAACGACACAUGCGUAAGAAGAACAAGAACGUUAUAGAUCAUAAGAUGGCUGAUAUGGAUGAAAAGAUUGCAGCAGAUAAAGCAAAUGAAGAGAAAGAGAAAAAUAAGGAUAAACCAUUCACAACACUCGACAUUUUUGAAUAAAUUAAAUAAUAAUAAUAAUAAAAAAAAAAUAGAAUUCAUAAUAUAAUACAUUCAUGACAGCAACUUAAACUGUCC
Molecule: messenger RNA, 1765 nt
Organism: Mucor mucedo
Lineage: Eukaryota; Fungi; Mucoromycota; Mucoromycetes; Mucorales; Mucoraceae
Product: WD40-repeat-containing domain protein
Exons: 5
Coding region: 113-1690 (525 amino acids)
Biological process (GO): maturation of SSU-rRNA from tricistronic rRNA transcript (SSU-rRNA, 5.8S rRNA, LSU-rRNA)
Cellular component (GO): nucleolus; 90S preribosome; small-subunit processome
Molecular function (GO): protein binding
Source: RefSeq, a predicted model, not a curated record